AUGAGGAAUAAUAUUAUUUCAAAACUAGCAGAAUCGACCUGGGGAAGCGACGCAACAGUUCUACGUAUAUCAGCAUUAGCCCCGGUAUAUAGAAUAGCUGAAUACUGUGUUACAGUUUGGUUCAGGAGUUCACAAUACAAAAAUGUGGACACGGAGUUAAACCAAACAAUGCGAAUUAUAACAGGUACAAUAAGAACGACUGAAGUACAAUGGUUACCGGUGUUGGCGAAUAUAGCCCCACCGGAUCUACGCAGAUUGAUGCAUGCUGAACGUAUAGUGGAAAAGAUUAAAAUAAACCCUAAACUACCAUUAUAUGAAGAUAUUAUUACGCACUCUCAUAAAAGGCUUAAAUCGAGAUACCCAAUAUGGGACCUUACAUUUCCAAUAGAAGCUCUAUCGAUAACAUGGAAAACACGAUGGAAAGACUCAGGUGUGCAAGGAGUUACCUUGAUUGAAAAUCCAGAAACAAGAACACCGGGUUUUAAUCUUCCACGGAAGUUAUGGUCCUGGUUGCACAAAAUCUAA
This is a messenger RNA of Cinara cedri, 525 nucleotides long. NCBI's taxonomy places the organism in Eukaryota, Metazoa, Arthropoda, Insecta, Hemiptera, Aphididae. The record is from the annotation of a GenBank genome assembly.